UUUUAAAUAUUUUUAUUACAAUAAUAAAAAUAAAGAAAAUUAAUAAUAUUUUAUUUUUUUAAUAAAUUAAAAUUUUUUACACUCUAAUUUCGAAUGUAAUCAAUUCCAACUUCUUAAAAAAAAAAAAAAAAAAAACUCCUAUUAAAAAAAAUUUUAUUUGCCGAUUAAAACUAAUUCUCCUUCUAUCUACUCCCUUCCUUAAAUUUCCUUCCAUCCAAGCAUACCAAAGUCGAAUUGCCUAUUCCUAGCAAACCGGUCCGGUUCAAAAAAAUAAAACAACUAUCUUAUAAAACCUCUGAUAAACCCUAGAAACAUAACAGCAGUAGAGCAGAACAAAUUAAUUGAAGCUCAAAACUCAAAUUUGCAUAGCAAACAUUUUAUUUAUUAAUCAGUGAACUCAAAGUGUUCACUUUCCAUUGUAAUUGAAAAGAAAAAAUCUUUCGGACAAAAGAGGAAAGAAAAUGAGAAAGAAAGUGGACGACCGUAUCAGAACUCUAAUUGAAAAUGGCGUCAAAUUACGGCACCGUUCUAUGUUCGUUAUCAUCGGUGACAAGUCUCGUGACCAGAUUGUGAAUCUUCACUACAUGCUAGGUAAGUCAGUUGUGAAAUCUAGGCCAACUGUUUUAUGGUGCUACAAAGACAAGCUUGAACUUAGCAGUCACAAGAAAAAGAGAGCCAAGCAGAUAAAAAAGCUAAUGCAGAGAGGAUUACUAGAUCCUGAGAAAGUCGACCCUUUUUCACUUUUUGUUGAAACUGGAGGAUUAACUUAUUGCCUAUACAAGGAUUCCGAAAGAAUUCUUGGGAAUACUUUUGGAAUGUGCAUAUUGCAGGACUUUGAGGCUUUGACUCCGAAUCUCUUGGCUAGAACUAUAGAGACAGUAGAAGGUGGUGGGUUGAUUGUCUUGCUACUACGUUCUCUCUCCUCAUUGACCAGUCUAUACACUAUGGUCAUGGAUGUUCAUGAGAGGUUUCGUACUGAAUCGCAUUCUGAGGCUGCUGGGCGCUUCAAUGAGCGUUUCUUAUUAUCACUUGCUUCAUGCAAAGCAUGUGUGGUUAUGGACGAUGAACUGAAUAUUUUGCCAAUUUCAUCUCAUAUAAGGUCAAUUCUACAAGUCCCUGUUAAAGAGGAUUCUGAAGGUCUUCCAGAAGCAGAACGGGACCUGAAGAAUUUGAAAGAACAACUACAUGAUGAUUUUCCUGUAGGUCCUUUGAUAAAAAAAUGCUGUACAUUAGAUCAGGGAAAAGCUGUCAUUACUUUUCUUGAUGCAAUUUUGGAUAAGACACUACGUAGUACAGUUGCUUUGCUUGCUGCUCGUGGGCGUGGGAAAUCUGCUGCUCUUGGUUUGGCAGUUGCCGGAGCUAUUGCAGCAGGAUAUUCAAAUAUAUUUGUAACUGCACCCAGCCCUGAAAACUUAAAAACUUUAUUUGAGUUCAUCUGCAAGGGUUUCGAUUCACUUGAGUAUAAGGAGCAUAUUGAUUAUGAUGUUGUGAAAAGCACGAAUCCUGAGUUUAAGAAAGCAACUGUGCGAAUCAAUAUCUACAAACAGCACAGACAAACAAUUCAGUAUAUACAGCCACACGAGCAUGAAAAGCUCUCCCAAGUGGAACUACUGGUUGUUGAUGAAGCUGCUGCCAUUCCAUUGCCAGUUGUGAAGUCCCUGCUAGGUCCAUACCUGGUUUUCCUUUCAUCGACUGUGAAUGGCUAUGAAGGUACUGGCCGGUCUUUGUCGCUAAAACUUUUGCAGCAAUUGGAAGAACAAAGCCAGAUGGCUGCCAAGAAUGUGGAGGGCUCACUUUCUGGUCGUCUUUUCAAAAAGAUAGAGCUCACUGAGUCCAUCAGAUAUGCUUGUGGGGAUCCAAUUGAAUCCUGGCUUAAUGCUUUACUUUGCUUGGAUGUUGCGAAUCAUAUACCUAAUAUCAGCAGAAUGCCUCCACCCAGUGAGUGCGAUCUCUAUUAUGUCAACCGGGACACGCUUUUUUCCUAUCACAAAGACAGUGAGUUGUUUUUGCAGCGAAUGAUGGCAUUAUAUGUUGCAUCUCACUACAAAAACUCUCCUAAUGACUUACAACUAAUGGCUGAUGCUCCUGCACAUCAUUUGUUUGUGCUGCUUGGUCCUGUUGAUGAGUCAAAAAAUCAACUCCCUGACAUCUUAUGUGUCAUUCAGGUCUCUCUUGAAGGCCAGAUUUCUCGUAAAUCUGCCAUGAAAAGCUUAGGUGAUGGCCAUCAACCCUCUGGAGAUCAAAUUCCAUGGAAAUUCUCUGAGCAAUUCCGGGACACAGUUUUCCCCAGCCUUUCAGGUGCUCGUAUCGUACGUAUUGCCACCCAUCCAAGUGCCAUGAGGCUUGGAUAUGGUUCUGCUGCUGUGGAACUCUUAACGAGGUACUAUGAAGGACAGUUGACACCUAUUUCUGAAGUGGAUUUUGAGAACAAUAUAGAGACUCCACAAGUUAGAGUAACAGAAGCUGCCGAGAAGGUUUCUUUGCUAGAAGAAAAUAUAAAGCCAAGGGCAGACCUUCCUCAUUUGUUAGUGCAUCUUCGAGAACGACAACCUGAAAAGCUCCAUUAUCUUGGUGUUUCUUUUGGACUCACUUUGGACCUUUUCCGCUUUUGGAGAAAACAUAAAUUUGGUCCAUUCUACAUUGGUCAAAUUCCAAGUACUGUAACUGGUGAACAUACAUGUAUGGUCCUGAGACCAUUAAACAGUGAUGAUAUUGAAGUCAAUGGAUCAGAUGAGUGGGGCUUUUUUGGUCCAUUUAACCAAGAUUUUAGGCUAAGAUUUGCUAGAUUACUGGAAGAUAGUUUUCGAGGAAUGGAAUAUAAGCUUGCUAUGAGUGUCCUGGAUCCCAGAAUCAAUUAUGCGGAUACAGAGAUGGACACUACAUUAUCCACAGAAGGAAUUUGGAGGUCACUUAGCUUUGAUAUAACGCCACAUGAUAUGGAACGGCUGAAAGCUUAUACUGAAAAUCUCGUUGAUUAUCAUUUGAUUUUAGACAUUGUUCCGAUCCUUGCUCGUCUAUAUUUUCGUGGGAAGAUUCCUAUUACCAUGUCGUAUGUUCAAGCCUCUGUUUUGCUCUGCAUUGGCUUGCAGCAUCAAAACGUUUCUUACAUUGAGGGACAAAUGAAGUUGGAAAGAACACAAAUCUUGUCACUCUUUAUAAAGGUUAUGAAGAAGUUCCAUAAAUAUCUUUACGGUAUUGCGUCUAGUGAGAUUUUAUCAACUCUACCUCGAUUGAAAGAGGUAAAGCUGGAACCUCACCACAUAACCGUGGAAGAUGAUCUCAAUGAAGCAGCAAAGCAAGUUGAGGAUGGAAUGAAAGCCAAGAUGGAAGGCAUGCUGAAUCCUGAACUUCUUCAACAGUAUGCCAUAGAGGACAAAGAAGGUGAUUUGGAGAAUGCAUUGAAAAAUGGUGGUGGAAAGAUGAACUCAGGUGGUCUCAUUAGUGUGAAAUCUAGCAGAACUAAAGUGGAAAAACAAGGAAAGCAGGAGAGUCGCAGUAGUGGGAAAAAGAGAAAAGGUGAUCAUAGCUCUAGAUCAAAUAAAAAGAACAGAUCAUAAAUUGAGCAUGUGAUAUUAUAAGAAUGAUAAUCAUUCUUGAAGGCACCAUAAGUUAGGAAAAAUGUAAUUCUGCCUAUAGAGAGGAAUCAGAUUGCUGCAAAUCUUGACGAGAUGGUUAUGGUCCAAUUUAUUAGUUGAAAAGUUCUACGCAAUUUUGGAACAGAAAGGCUGAGCUUUUAGUUUGAUAUUAAACCCAGAUAAUUUCCUGUCAUAGUUGUAAAUAACAAUGACAUUGCUUGUUGUGAAUGAGAAUCCUUAUUUAUUUAGGGAAUCCUCUGUUAUUGGUUAAUGAUGAUGUAGGCAGUUUAUGUUUUGAUUGUA
Messenger RNA from Ricinus communis (castor bean), 3878 nucleotides. RefSeq names its product RNA cytidine acetyltransferase 1. Gene Ontology annotation, biological process: rRNA acetylation involved in maturation of SSU-rRNA. Gene Ontology annotation, cellular component: 90S preribosome; nucleolus. The record is from RefSeq and is a predicted model, not a curated record. Lineage: Eukaryota; Viridiplantae; Streptophyta; Magnoliopsida; Malpighiales; Euphorbiaceae. The transcript is spliced from 26 exons. Gene Ontology annotation, molecular function: tRNA binding; ATP binding; 18S rRNA cytidine N-acetyltransferase activity. The coding region runs from base 462 to 3557 and encodes 1031 amino acids.